Messenger RNA from Lolium rigidum, 2824 nucleotides. Its product is annotated as putative G-type lectin S-receptor-like serine/threonine-protein kinase At1g61610. The transcript is spliced from 7 exons. Bases 213 to 2720 code for a protein of 835 amino acids. NCBI's taxonomy places the organism in Eukaryota, Viridiplantae, Streptophyta, Magnoliopsida, Poales, Poaceae. The record is from RefSeq and is a predicted model, not a curated record. Gene Ontology annotation, biological process: recognition of pollen; protein phosphorylation. Gene Ontology annotation, molecular function: ATP binding; protein serine/threonine kinase activity.
CGCUCGUCCAAUUCUCUUCUGCAGCGUCCCUAUCUGCCCAGUGAAAAUGCUACCCAUUCGGCAGCGUCCAGGCCACCGACUUACCUUUCUCUCCGGCUGUGGCUGUGGAGACAUGUGAGCUCUCGACCACCCAUGCCACGGUUUUUUCUUUGUGGAGGCAUCACUAGGAGUAGGAUCACUGGUGCUAUGAAUUCAUAAGUAGCGAUUUUUCCAUGCUGCCUUCAAUGGCAAUCAAAGAAGAUGGUCUAGCGAUCGUGGCCUACAUUCUUUUUCUCACGCUCCUGUUCUUGAGUUCAUCCUGCAAGUCAGCUGACGACCACUUGACACAUUCAAAGCCACUCACCCUUGAUGACAUGCUCAUCUCCGAUGGCGGGGAUUUCGCUCUUGGCUUCUUAUCCCUGACCAGCUCCAGUAAUAAGAGCCUACUAUACCUUUGCAUAUGGUACCACAGCAUUCCGGGACGGACCGUGGUGUGGAUCGCCAACCGUGACAAGCCGAUAAUAGAAGCCACACCUUCAUCCCCGAAGCUCGUCAUCACCAACAACUCCGACCUGGUGUUAUCAGACUCCCAAGGCCACGCGGUUUGGACGACGGCGAACAGCAUCACCGACACUGGAGCCGGAGCCGGAGCGUACGCGGUGCUGCUGAACUCGGGGAACUUGGUCCUCCGGUUCCCGAACGGCACAGACAUAUGGCAGAGCUUCCAUUACCCGACGGAUACCAUCCUUCCAAACAUGAAGGUCCUAUUGAGCUACAAAGGCCAGGUCGUGUCGCGCCUCGUCGCCUGGAAGGGCCCGGAUGACCCGUCGUCAGGGGACUUCUCCUGCAGCGGCGACCCCAGCUUCCCCGACCUCCAGCUCGUCAUCUGGCAGGGGACUAGGCCCUACUGCCGCAUCACUGUAUGGAACAGCGUGUCGGUCCUCGAUCUCAACAACAAUGGCUCCAUGGUGUACCAGACAGCUAUCAACGUAGGGGACAAAUUAUUCUUCGAGUUCACAGUCUCCGUCGGCUCGCCGUUCACGCGGAUCACGCUCGACCACACCGGCAGGCUGAGGUCUCUAAGCUGGAAUAAUGCCUCGUCGUCCCCUGCAUGGACCAUCGUCAGUGAGCGCCCCGCUGCUGCUUGCGAGCUCUACGCCUCGUGUGGCCCGUUCAGCUACUGCGACUUCACCGCCGGGACCAGCUCGACCUGCCGGUGCCUCGAUGGAUAUGAGCCCAACGGUCCAAAUUUUACUGCUGGAUGCCGGAGAACGGAGGAGCUCGAAUGCGGCAAGCAGAGCCACUUCUUGACUUUGCCUCAGAUGAAGGUUCCUGACAAGUUCUUGCACAUACACAACAGAAGCUUGGAGCAAUGUGAGGAUGAGUGCAGCCGCAACUGCUCCUGCACGGCUUAUGCUUACGCCAACUGGAGCAGUGGCAGCGGUAACUCUGUUGUUGACCCAUCAAGAUGCUUGGUUUGGACAGAUGAGCUUGUGGACACAGGGAAAUCUAGCGACUAUGGCGAAAACUUGCACCUCCGGCUUGUUGACUCCUCUGCUGCUGACAAAAAGGGCAACUUAGUGAAGUAUGUACUGCCGAUUAUAGCAUGCAUGUUACUACUGACAUGCAUUGCUCUUAUCUGGAUACGCAAAUGCAGAGGCAAAAGCCGAAAGAAGAAGGCUCAGAAGAAACUGAUGGCUGGGUACUUGAGCGCUUCCAAUGAGCUUGAAGGCGAAAACAUUGAAUUUCCAUUUGUUACCCUCGAAGAAGUUCUUGCUGCAACAGAUAAUUUCUCUGAUUCCAACUUGCUUGGAAGAGGAGGUUUCGGGAAAGUCUACAAGGGAAAUUUGCAAGGCGGAAAAGAAGUCGCUGUCAAAAGACUCAGUAAGGAUUCAGGUCAAGGUAUAGAGGAGUUCAGAAAUGAGGUAGUUCUAAUUGCCAAAUUGCAGCACAGAAACCUAGUCAGACUUCUUGCUUGUUGCGUCCAUGAAGAUGAGAAGCUACUGAUCUACGAAUACUUGCCUAACAAAAGUUUGGACGUCUUCCUGUUUGAUGCUGCAAGAAAGCAUGUGCUCGAUUGGCUUACACGGUUCAAAAUAAUUAAGGGAGUAGCGAGAGGUCUUCUUUAUCUUCACCAAGAUUCAAGAUUAACUAUAAUUCACAGAGAUCUCAAAGCAAGCAACAUCUUGCUGGACACAGAAAUGACUCCCAAGAUAUCUGACUUUGGCAUGGCAAGGAUUUUUAGUGAAAAGCAGCAACAAGUAAACACUUGCCGGGUUGUUGGGACAUAUGGUUAUAUGUCGCCUGAAUAUGCAAUGGGAGGUGCAUUUUCUGUCAAAUCAGACACAUACAGCUUUGGUGUUCUUCUCUUGGAGAUUCUAAGUGGACUAAAGAUCAAUUCACGACAGCCUGUCAACUUUUCUAGCCUUAUUACUUAUGCAUGGAGAUUAUGGGAAGAUGGAAAAGCAGUACAAUUGGUGGACUCUUCAAUUAUUGAGAACUGUCCAUUUCAUGAAGUACUAAGGUGUAUCCAUGUAGGACUGUUGUGUAUUCAGGACCGUCCGAGUGACAGGCCAUUUAUGUCAUCGGUUAUGUUUAUGCUGGAGAAUGAAAGCGCACUGCUUCCAGCACCAAGGAAACCCUUGUACUUUGAUUUAGGUAAUUGCAAAGCUGGAGAAACAAGGGAAAAUAUUGAAGAAUCUGCGAGUGCAAUGAGUAUCACCACAUUAGAGGGUCGUUAGUAUAUGCCAGUACCUUUUGGUGUAGAUAUCUUAUCACACGGUUGUGAGGCAUCUUUAAUGAAGCUUCCUUGCAAGCCAAAGAAAAGAUUAAACAUAUGAUGGGU